AAUCAGUCUCUAUACGAGUACAUGUAGUAACUCGCAAAGUACAAAUUAAAGCAUCCAGUUCAGAAUAUAUUACGUCUACUUUCAUUGCUUAUCUACGAGUCUUUGACGUAGUUUCCCUUUUAAACUGUAAGUACAAUUCUAUUGAUACAAACAUGCUAGCUUCGAAGUAUGCUUUCAAGUGUAUCACAGAACCGUGGAAGAAAUUGUUUUCCGAGGCAGGAAAUAUUAUACGUACAAAUAAAAUCGUUAGACAACUUUCAACGAUAGAUCCUAAGGACAUUGAACACCACACUGCUCAAAAAAACAUUUGGUGGGACUAUAACAUAACAAAAACACUUCAUGAGUUCAAUCCGAUCAGAAUACAAUUUGUAAAAAAUGGAUUAGCAAAAGCUGGAUUUAAAAUACAGAACUCGAAUCUUCCAUUAGAAGGAAUCAAGAUUGCGGAUGUUGGCUGCGGGGGAGGUAUAUUAAGUGAAGGUUUAGCUAAAUUAGGAGCGCAAGUAACUGGGAUAGAUCCAUCCGAGGGAUUAAUAAAUAUUGCUAAAGAACAUGCAAAACUGAAUUCUAAUAUAUCAGAAAAAGUAAAUUACAUUCAUACAACCGUGGAAGAUUUUGCCCAAAAAGAGAAAGAAACAUAUGAUGUUGUUGUGACCUCUGAGGUCGUAGAACAUGUAACAGACCCACAACAAUUUUUAAAGGGAUGUGUGAAUCUUGUGAAACCUGGAAAGUCGAUUUUUGUAACGACAAUAAACAAAACUCUAGCAUCUUUGCUGUUUGUUAUUAUAGCAGAUGAAUACAUUUUCUCAGCUAUACCUCGCGGUACUCAUCAAUGGAAUAAAUUUAUUCCUCCACACGAAGUUCAACGUAUAUUGAAGAAUUAUGGUUGCGAAACGAAAAUGAUCCAAGGUUUCAAAUUAAAUGGAAUAAAACGAGAAUGGAAUCUGUCGUCAUCUGUAUCUACUUUUUAUGGACUUCAUGCAAUCAAAAAUGAAGAAACUGACAUAUAAACUGUUGAGAUAGCACGCUCUGUAGUCACUCUAUACGUAGCUUUUAAGCUUUACUAGUAUAUAGAUGUCGCCUUUCUGUUUAGUUAGUUUUAAUGUGCUUCAUCGCCAUUAGCCCGAGCGACUACUACAUUAGGCUUAUUCUUUUUAGCUGAACUUUUUGCACUAGUGCAAGAAGUGUUCUUUUAAUGAAUUAAAGCAUUCUUUUAACGAAAAUUUCGUUAAAUGUCACUGUUCUUUUUCGCAGUGCAGCGGUACUCAGUAUAACAAUUCACUGUACUGGCACUAUGUCAUAAGCAAGUACAACAGUGCAGUGCAGAGACCAUCAACAAAGAAGUUAAGAAAUUUUGAAACUUUGCAAGAAGUUAAGUGUUGCUCUUAAUGAAUUAAUAUUAAAAAUAUAUAAGUACUUAUAAAAAUACAUAUAAUUAAGAUAUUUAAAAAAAUAUUUUAAAUUUAAUAUAUUACAUGUUUAUAUAUAACAAACUAAUAAUGUUUUAUCCCUCUUUGUACUGUCACACUCGCGAAAUUGAUUCAGUGCAGUGCAUAAGCUGUGUUGAACUAAUGCUGAACUAAAAAGAACAAACCGAGGAACAAACUUAUUGUAUUGAGAUCAACGGUUUUAUUUAUCUUUUGUUAAUCACACACGUUUUCGUUAGUCACAUGUGCACAUUUCACUCACUUCAGUUCUAUUAAAUAUCUCUUAGCACAAAUUCCAUUGCGUUUAUUAUAUAACACA
Solenopsis invicta (red fire ant) is the source of this 1743-nucleotide messenger RNA. Its product is annotated as ubiquinone biosynthesis O-methyltransferase-like. Bases 153 to 1007 code for a protein of 284 amino acids. Gene Ontology annotation, molecular function: 2-methoxy-6-polyprenyl-1,4-benzoquinol methyltransferase activity. Gene Ontology annotation, biological process: ubiquinone biosynthetic process. The record is from RefSeq and is a predicted model, not a curated record. The transcript is spliced from 5 exons. Lineage: Eukaryota; Metazoa; Arthropoda; Insecta; Hymenoptera; Formicidae.